Molecule: messenger RNA, 1522 nt
Organism: Dermacentor andersoni
Lineage: Eukaryota; Metazoa; Arthropoda; Arachnida; Ixodida; Ixodidae
Product: tRNA (guanine(10)-N(2))-methyltransferase homolog
Biological process (GO): methylation
Cellular component (GO): cytoplasm
Molecular function (GO): nucleic acid binding; tRNA (guanine(10)-N2)-methyltransferase activity
Source: RefSeq, a predicted model, not a curated record
GUUUGUUUACGUUGGUGCCGCGGUUGCCGCGCUCGCCGCGCAUGUGGUCUGCGUAACGAAAUGAUCGGCAAGGGAAUGAAAUACUUAAUAUGGUUUGCCCACGAGCAUGUGCCUUUCAGGAUGCCUGAACUCGAUGCGAUUGCAUCGAUGUUUGGCAUCACUAUCAAGUUCAUAGAGCAGCCGAAUAAAGAGCCAUACGCUAUAGUUGAACUGGCGUCGGAAGAGGACGCAAAGAAACUUGCUUCGCGAAGCGUGUUAAUACGGUCAGUUAUUGAACUGUGGACUCAUGCUGGAGAUAUCGACGAUGUGUGUGACCAGGUGAAAAAGUUUCCUGCAAAGUUUUGGGAUGCCUACAGUGGCGAAGACCAGUCUUUCAAGUUCAGUGUCGAAAUCUUUGGCAAAAGAAAGGUGCCUAGGGAAGUCAAAGUAGAAAAGAUCGAAAAAUUUGAUUUUCUUCCUCUAAAUGGGCCAAUUAAAAUGGAGAACCCUGACCAUACAUACCACUUGAUUGAAUACUAUGGCAUUGUCCCCAACUACAUACCGGAGAAGCCACAUGCUGUGUUUUUUGGACGUUGGAUCUGUGAUGGCCAGAGGUUUCUAAAGAGCCAUCUGGCCCUCAGGACACGCAAGUUUAUUGCCAAUACAUCGAUGGACCCCACUUUGUCUGUGAUAAUGGCAAAUAUGGCAAAAGUGAAGAAGAGCCACCUUAUCCUCGACCCAUUUGUUGGAUCUGGUAGUCUCCUAGUCCCCGCAGCAUUCUUUGGGGCAUACGUAUUGGGCACGGAUUUGGACUACCUGCUUCUCCAUGGCAAAGCAAAGCCGAGUCGCUGCAAUGAGAAGCAAAGGGCAGAUGACGAGAGUGUGCAGGCAAACUUGCAGCAGUACGGAUGCGAGCAAUGCUUUGUGGACGUUGUCGUAGCAGAUGCGUCAUUACCACUGUGGAGAGCAGAAAUGCGGCUAGAUGCAAUCAUCACCGAUCCACCCUACGGAAUCCGUGAGGCCACAGAAAGGAUAGGCACACACAAGACGUACGACAUUCCUGGCCACUUAGCGGCACAGCACGUUCCAUCCAAGGUUGCCUACUGCCUGAAGGACGUCUUGUGCGACCUCCUCAACUUCAGUGCCCACCACUUGUGCCUGAAUGGAAGGCUUGUGUUCUGGAUGCCCAUCUACAAUGAGGACUUUAGUGAAGAUAGCCUCCCACAGCACCCCUGUCUGAAACUCAUUGCCUACAGUGAGCAGUCAUUGUCUAAGCAUUCAUCACGGCUACUAAUCACCAUGGAAAAAAUGAGUGAACCAGACGAAACAUCAUGUGCAGUCAUGUCGUCUACAGCAGAGAGGUUUAGGGAACGAUAUUUCGCCGGAACGAAAGGCAAAGCUGACAACACAAAAAGCUGACAUUGCUGCCAUUCUGUCUUCUCAAGUUUGGAGAAUACAGCUGCUUCCAAGUCCUUGUGAUGACAUCUUUUUUGGAGCUCACUGAAAUUGAUAAUAAAUUGUUGUUCCUAAAAAAGAAAGUUAA